AUGGAAAAAGAACUUUUGCAACUUUAAGAAGAAAAUGAACUUAAAAAGGAGGAAGUUGAUAAGGAACUUCUUUUCAAUAUUGAGAAAAAGGUUUAAGAUCUGUCAAAAAGUAUACAGCAACUUACUGAAAAAGAAUAAGUUACAAAGGAGAUACGUAUUAAAAUAGAAGCAAUAAGAGACAUCUGGCAGUAAUCCUGUGGAAAGUUUUCUGAUAUCUCAAGUGAAGUUGACACACUACUCAUUACUAAAAGACAUGUAGAAAGAGUUAUGAGCAUGCUUCAAAACUUCUUGAAUAUUGAGGAAAAGGUAGAGGAACUUAAAGGAAAACUAAAUGAUAAAGAUGAAAUAUUUGAUGUUUAUAAGAAGAUAAAGAUCAUGAACUAUAUGAGAAUAUCUUUUCUAAAAAGAAUUGAGGAGCAGUCAUCAGAUCAGAAAGGCUAAGAGAGACACAGACCUAGCAUUAUAUCUAAGAGGAGAUCUCAUCUAACAAAUGCACAUGAAUUAGCUAAGAAAGAUCCUUCUCUCUUAGUCAAAUUUCUUAGAAUUAUUGAGAAUGAAGAGACAACAAAUCAAUCCCUUAAAGAGAAAUUGGAGGUACUUCAACUCUAUAUAAAAUUGUAUAAUUAAAAGCUAAGAAAGAAAGAAAUGCUUAAAAUCAAGAAAAAAUUUAGGAAGCAUUACCAUUGCAAGAUUCCUUAAAAGAGAAAUGUUUUAGUAGAGAAACUUGAUUCAUUCUUGGUAAAAAUGGAUGAAUUACUAAAUCAAGAUCCAAGCAUCAUACUUUACUUUAAUUCUUUCGUUUAAACCUGCUAGAGUACUCUCACAGAAUUCAAUCACCAAGAUGAAGUCUUCUUUAACCUUUAAUUUAGAUUGGAAGAGUUUUAUCCAAGAUUUAUGGAGCAUGCAGAAGAAAAGUUUUAUGAGAGUAUGUAGCGAAUAUUAGAUGAACAAAAAACUUAGGAAAAUACUUUGAUAGAUCAAGUUUAAAUGAAAAAGAAAAAGUAAGUCAAAUAUGAAACUACCUUCAACUCAGACAUUUAUGAAUUCAUGGAUACCUAGCUUGAUGUCAUUUAGUAAUCACUUAAAGGUGAAAAACUAUUUGAAUUCAUGAAGAGAAUGCUAGAUGUGCUAGUGAGUCUAGUAUAACACAUUGUUGAGAAAAGCUUAAAUUUUGAACCGAAAAAGAAAAGUGAACUUAUGACUUUGAUCAUAAGAAUGAACGAUUUAACAAAGGUAAUGAAUGAUUUCGAGAAAUUCAAAGACAGAUGUGUAAAAGUAGUAGGUGAUUAAUUGAGAGAUAGAGUUGAGAAUGUAUUCGAUGACUAUUUUCGCGAACUAAUUGCUCACACUAACCAAAUAACAGAAGUUGUAGCACUAUUCAUUAUAAAGUCAGAAAUUGAAUAGGAUUACUUGAUUAACUUUUUUACUAAUGAGUGGAAGGAAAACUCUAGUGAUCUUAUGGAGGAAAUUCUUUAAUGCGCUCAUGGAUAUCUUAAUGAAGUUUAAAAAAUGACAUUAGAGGAAAGAUUUGCUAGUAAAGUUGCUGAGUCUCUUUUUAGCUUGCUGAUAGAUGCAUAUAUUGAAAGAUUUAUAAUUGCUGUGAAUUAACGAUUCAAAUUGAAACUACCUAUUGAAAAAGCAUUAUUAGACUUUAUUUACACUAACUCUAAGCUAAAGAAAAAGAAUAAAGACAAAAUCAUUCACACAAAGGAUAUUUUAGACUUUAAACUUAAAGACGUCGAUGAUAUCCUAUUUGAGUGUGUCUAAGGAGAUAUAAAACAAUUUGAGAUAUUCAGAGAAAACUACAAAGAGGACAUUAUGUAGAAUAAGUUUGUAAAGAAGAUUUAAUUUCUAUCAGUUAUUUCACUUAUGAUAAACUCUUAGGAUGAAAAGGAAUUUAUGGAUUAUGAGGAGUAGUUCUGGAAUAUGAAUGGCUCAGAGAUAAGCCUUAGUACUUCUUACAUAGAAGGUUCUCAUCUUGUCCGUUGCUGUAGAAAACUUAAAACUAGGAAGUAAAAAGGAUUCUUCAAGGAAACAAAAGCCAAGGAAAGAAAAGAAAUGAAGAAGCUAAAAAAACUACAGAAAAAGUAAAAAAAAGAGGACAAAAAGGUAAAGAAAUUGGACAACAAGAAACCAAAAUCUGAUAUGCUCCAAGACUCCAUGAUAUAAUGA
Stylonychia lemnae is the source of this 2172-nucleotide messenger RNA. Lineage: Eukaryota; Ciliophora; Spirotrichea; Sporadotrichida; Oxytrichidae. The record is from the annotation of a GenBank genome assembly.